CUCUUCUUCCCAUGGCUCAACGUGACGUGACACUGGGCGUGUCCGUGCCCUUUCUCCUCAAACGUUAAAACGUUUUUAUUUACUUCGGUUUAAAAUUCAAGGAAACAAAUCAAAUCGCUAAUUCUGACUAUAAACUUCGAAUUCAUCAUCUUCUUCUUCUUUCGAUCUCGCUCUUUCAAUCGAACAAGUCCUGGUGAUUUUUGGUUCAUAGAGUCUUAGUCCAUUGUCUCGUUUAGUGGAGGAUAUGGUGCAUGCAGAGUCAGUGAAACUUAGUUCCUUGAGCAAUGGUCAUGUUCCUCAGGAGAAACUAGGAGGAGACGUUUUGCAGAAUAGUACUAAUGUUCGUGUAACCGCUUCUACUAAGACGCUUAAGUUCAAGCGCCGCAAGGUUUUUGCUCAUAGAGACUUCCCUCCUGGCUGUGGAACCCCUUCCAUGAGGCUUAAGGCGAGGAUGGCAGAGAAUGUGAAUGUUGUUGGUGCUGAUGAUCACCACCCUAGUGUUCCGUCUUCUGAAGCUAACAUGAAUGUUGCUAACGCUGAUGACCCUUGCAAAGAGGAAAAAAAGUCUCAACAGCAUCCGCGUAACGACAUGGUACUAGUGGUAUUUGAAUCUCAUGUUGCUAAACAGGAACCGGAACCAAAGAAAGAGGAGUCUGGCGAAUUGACGGUGUAUACAAGUGAUCGACAUGUUGAGCCGGUGGCAGUUAAGCCGUUGAGGAUCUGUUUGCCAGAUGGAAACGAUAAAACCGCGGUUAAGUCAUCGUCAUCGGAACCAAAACGAACUCAUGGUGCAGUUAAAAGAAAAGCAACGAAAAGCGUUGCGUUUCAUGAACCGUUGAAGGUUGCCAAAAAGAUGAAUAUAGAUUACGGUGAAGGGUCUAAGAUGAAGAAGAAUUUGUAUGCGCGUGAGAGAGGAAGAAGUCCAGAUAGAGGGGAGCUACCUCGCCAGCCUCGGACGUUACAAGUUGGGCUUCCUCCUUCGCGUCCCAGUGGCUCAAGCGGCGGUGGUGAUAGCCGGACAAAAGUCAAGGAAACACUACGUCUUUUCUACGGAGCUUGUAGAAAGCUUUUACAAGAGGAAGAAGCAAAGCCUGUGAAGCAAAAGAGGUUCAGAGUAGACUGCGAGGCGGCCAAGAUUCUCAAGGAGAAAGGGAAGUAUCUCAACACCGGGAAACAUAUAAUGGGAGCUGUCCCUGGGAUUGAAGUAGGCGACGAGUUUCAGUACAGGAUGGAGCUGAACAUUCUCGGUAUACAUAAACCGAGUCAAGGAGGUAUUGAUUAUAUGAAGAUCGGUGAUGAAGUAUUUGCAACGAGUAUUGUAGCCUCCGGAGGGUACGAUGACGAGCUUGACAACACUGAUGUCUUGACCUACACGGGUCAAGGCGGAAACGUGAUAAAGAACAAGAAAGGAAAAGAAGUACCGAUGCCUGAAGACCAGAAGCUUGUAACUGGGAACCUCGCGUUAGCAAACAGCGUGAAGAAGAAGAACCCUGUGCGCGUCAUAAGAGGCAACAAGAAGGCCGUUUUGGAAUCAUCAGGUGAUAAGAAAGGUAGAAGCUAUGUGUACGAUGGAUUAUACGUUGUGGAGACGUUUUGGCAAGAGACUGGUUCGCACGGGAAGCUUGUCUUCAAGUUUAAGCUUAGGCGCAUGCCUGGACAACCCGAGCUCGCGUGGAAAGUGGUGAAGAACACAAAGAAGGCUGAGGAGCGCGUGGGUCUAUGCAGGAUCGACAUCUCGGAAGGGCAUGAGAGGCUUCCCAUCUGCGCUGUGAACGAGAUCGACGACGAGGAGCCUCCUUCUUUCAUCUACACGGUUAAGAUGAUUUACCCUGACUGGUGCAGACCGAUACCUCCGAAGGGAUGCCGCUGCACCAGACGCUGUGCAGAAGCGAAGGACUGCGCUUGCGUGGCGAAGAACGGAGGAGAGAUACCGUAUAACUACGAUGGAGCUAUAGUCAGUGCGAAGAAUCUGAUCUACGAGUGUGGCCCGCUCUGUAAAUGCCCUGCUUCUUGCUACCUAAGAGUCACGCAGAGAGGGAUCAAGUUCCCGCUCGAGAUCUUCAAAACCGAGUCGAGAGGAUGGGGAGUGAGAUCUCUCAGCUCGAUCCCUUCAGGUAGCUUCAUAUGCGAGUACGUAGGUGAGCUUUUAGAGGAUAAAGAAGCGGAGAGAAGAACAGGGAACGACGAGUAUCUCUUUGACAUUGGAAACAGAUACGACAACUCUUUAGCUGAAGGGAUGUCGAAGCUAAUGCCUGAGACGCAGCCGGCCAUGGGAGGAGAUGAUGAUGAGAUGAGCGGCUUCACCAUUGAUGCAGCGAGGAAAGGUAACAUAGGGAGGUUCAUAAACCACAGCUGCUCGCCGAACCUGUACGCGCAGAACGUGUUGUAUGAUCAUGAAGACACGAGGAUCCCUCACGUGAUGUUCUUCGCAAUGGACAAUGUACCUCCGCUUCAAGAACUCACGUACCACUACAAUUACAUGAUCGAUCAGGUACGUGACUCUAAUGGUAAUAUCAAGAAGAAAAUAUGCUACUGUGGUUCUUCUGAUUGUACCGGUAGGCUUUACUAAUCGAACUUGUGUCCCUGUUUAUGUCGGAUUCUUCUUGUUUUAUGUUUAGCUGAAGCGACAGUAUAUGUUACAGUUAGUGUUUUUAUUCAGAUCAUUGUUGUUUAAUGUUACUGAAUCAACAUUUUAUGUUACAUUGACUUGAAAUGUUCGAAUUUAGAUGAAA
Molecule: messenger RNA, 2732 nt
Organism: Brassica oleracea var. oleracea
Lineage: Eukaryota; Viridiplantae; Streptophyta; Magnoliopsida; Brassicales; Brassicaceae
Product: histone-lysine N-methyltransferase, H3 lysine-9 specific SUVH6
Exons: 2
Coding region: 245-2569 (774 amino acids)
Cellular component (GO): nucleus
Molecular function (GO): zinc ion binding; protein binding; histone methyltransferase activity
Source: RefSeq, a predicted model, not a curated record